Molecule: messenger RNA, 951 nt
Organism: Williopsis jadinii
Lineage: Eukaryota; Fungi; Ascomycota; Saccharomycetes; Phaffomycetales; Wickerhamomycetaceae
Gene: SPE3
Product: spermidine synthase
Exons: 1
Coding region: 55-951 (298 amino acids)
Biological process (GO): spermidine biosynthetic process
Cellular component (GO): cytosol
Molecular function (GO): spermidine synthase activity
Source: RefSeq, a predicted model, not a curated record
CGUCUCCAUAGCUCCAUUAGAACACUCCACUCGGUAUCGAAACGGUCAAUUGCAAUGAGUGAAACACCAGUGCCAGACAACUUCACACACCCAACGAUCAAGGACGGCUGGUUCCGUGAAAUCAGUGAUACCAUGUGGCCCGGCCAGGCGAUGACCCUCAGAGUCGACAAGGUGCUCCACCAUGAGAAGUCCCUGUACCAGGAUGUGCUGGUGUUCAAGUCCACGGACUACGGUAACGUGCUGGUCUUGGACAAUGUUAUCCAGGCCACGGAGAGAGACGAGUUCUCCUACCAGGAGAUGAUCACCCACUUGGCUGUCAACUCGCACCCGGACCCUAAGAGGGUGCUCGUCAUUGGUGGUGGAGAUGGUGGUGUGCUCAGAGAGAUCGUCAAGCACGACACCGUCGAGGAGGCAUGGCUGUGUGACAUUGACGAGGCUGUCAUCAGAGUGUCCAAGAAGUACUUGCCGGAGAUGUCCAAGUCCUACGAGCACCCAAAGGUGAAGACCCACAUUGGUGAUGGGUUCAAGUUCCUCGGCGACUACAAGAACUACUUUGACGUUAUCAUCACUGACUCCUCUGAUCCAGAAGGCCCAGCAGAGUCUCUCUUCAAGAAGUCCUACUUUGAGCUCUUGAGCGGUGCGUUGACUGAGAAGGGUGUCAUCACCACCCAGGCCGAGUCCAUGUGGUUGCACUUGCCAAUCAUCACCGAGCUGAAGAAGGACUGUCAGGAGGUGUUCCCAGUUGCCGAGUAUGCCUUCACCACCAUUCCAACCUAUCCUUCCGGCCAGAUCGGUUUCAUGGUGUGCUCCAAGGACAAGAACGCCAACGUUAAGGUGCCAUUGAGAUCCGUCUCUGAAGACGAGGAGGAUAGACUCUACAAGUACUACAACAAGCAGGUUCACGAGGCCUCCUUCGUUCUCCCUAACUGGGUCAAGAACGCCUUGAAGUAA